This is a messenger RNA of Caenorhabditis sp. 36 PRJEB53466, 1380 nucleotides long. The record is from the annotation of a GenBank genome assembly. NCBI's taxonomy places the organism in Eukaryota, Metazoa, Nematoda, Chromadorea, Rhabditida, Rhabditidae.
AUGGCUGAAAAGAUUGAUAUUACUCCAAAGAAAGACGGAGGAGUGCUCAAACUUGUUAAGAAAGAAGGACAAGGGAUUGUGAAGCCGACGACCGGAACAACCGUCAAAGUUCACUAUGUAGGAUCUCUGGAAAACGGCACCAAAUUCGAUUCGAGCAGAGAUCGAGGAGACUUGUUCACCUUCAACUUGGGAAGAGGAAACGUUAUCAAAGGAUGGGAUAUCGGAGUGGCAACGAUGACCAAGGGGGAAGUCGCUGAGUUUACUAUCCGCUCCGAUUACGGAUACGGAAAUGCCGGAUCACCGCCCAAAAUCCCCGGAGGAUCCACGCUGUUGUUCGAAGUGGAGCUGUUCGAUUGGGCCGCCGAGGAUAUCUCUCCGGACAGAGACGGGAAUAUCCUUCGCACGGUCAUCGUGGAAGGAAGCAAGAAUUCGUAUCCCAGUGACACAAGUAAUGUAACCGGUAAGUCAGAAUUUGUAUGUACAUCUUUAAAAACGUCUAUUUAGCUCACAUUGUCGGAACUCACCAAGGCACCGAGUUUUACAAUCGCGAAGUGAGGUUCUCCAUAGGCGAGGGAUCUGAGGAGCAACUUCCGGAAGGAGUGGAGAGAGCGCUUCGCCGAUUUCAACUAGGAGAAAAGUCGAAAAUCGAGCUGAGGGGAAGCAAGUUCACUUACGGAAAUAGCCCUCCGCUAGGCUCAAACCUUCCGCCUAAUGCUCCCCUCGAAUUCACAAUCUUCCUCAAGGAGUUCGAGAAAGUUCCUGCGACUUGGGAGAUGACUGCUGAGGAGAAACUCGAUGCUGCCAAAAAAGCUAAAGAUCGUGGAACCGAAUUUCUGGCGAAAGGCAAUCUCAAGCUUGCCUACAACAAAUACAAGAGAGCCGAAGAAGUUUUGGAGUAUGAGAAAAGCACGGAUCCAGAACAGGUUGCGCAACGUGACGCUAUUUUGACUGGAGCCUACCUCAAUCUGAGUUUGGUGUGCUCGAAGCAGGACGAGCAGGUCGAGUGCAUCAAGUGGUGCGACAAGGUACUGGAAACAAAGCCGGAGAAUGUGAAGGCCCUCUACAGAAAAGCGAAUGCUCUGCUGACAAUGAACGAGAUUCGCGAUGCCAUGAAGCUUUUCGAAAAGAUUGUCUCAAUUGAGCCGGAAAACAAGGUAAAGUAAAACCUUUUUUUUUUUCAUCUGUUCGUUUCAGGCCGCUGCCCAACAGCUUCUCGUCUGCAAAUCUACACUUCGCGAGCAAAACGAGCGCGAUAAGAAGCGUUUCAAGAACCUCUUCGCCAAAAUCUCGGAGCCAGCUGAAGAACAAAAUACAACUGUCGCUGAAGACGAGGAUGAGAUCGUCGCCUCCACCUCGGGAAGCACCACUUCGAACGCUUAA